Molecule: messenger RNA, 8527 nt
Organism: Synchiropus splendidus (mandarinfish)
Lineage: Eukaryota; Metazoa; Chordata; Actinopteri; Syngnathiformes; Callionymidae
Gene: tecta
Product: tectorin alpha
Exons: 33
Coding region: 155-7915 (2586 amino acids)
Biological process (GO): cell-matrix adhesion
Molecular function (GO): protein binding
Source: RefSeq, a predicted model, not a curated record
CGUCACUCGAACUGACAAGUAAGCUGAAGCACAACAUAAACAAACACAGCGACGUCGGUGUUCCGGGGACGGGGUACAAGCAUGUAAUCGGGGGCUUAGUGAGGACAAAGACAAGACUUUCCAUUGGUCUCUGCAACAUCUGAGGACCGAAGCAAUGGAGUCUUCCUCUGACGAAGAGGAGGUGUGCACCUUGAUUCAAGUCAUCAGUGAGAAGUACAACCAGGAUAACUUUCCCUAUGGCCAAGGUCUAGUUGUCCUGCCGAGUCCUCCUGGCUCCCCCAUCAAAGAUCGCCUGUUCCUGCCCAGCUCGCUGGUUCUGAACGACUGUGGAAUAAAUAAAGCUGGCGACAGUGCAGACAUCGCAGCCUUGUGCGGUCAUGUGAUUGAGCUGGACCUUUCUUAUAACCAGCUCAACGACUGGGGAGAGAUCUGCACCGUAGUCGCCAACAUCCCUCACUUGGACUUCUUAAAUUUAAGCUUCAACCCACUGAGCGGCGUAAAGCUGGAGCCCAGCAUGGCAGAGGUCUUCUCCAGGGUCCGCCGACUGGUUCUGAUCAACACUCAUGUGACCUGGGAAACCGUGCACAUGCUCACUCAGAACACCCCGGAGCUGACGGAGCUUUUCUUGUGCCUGAAUGGCUUCAACACUGUACUAGAAUCCUCAAAGUCCUGCCCAUCGCUGCGCCUGCUGCAGAUCACUGAUAACCAGCUGCAGGAUUGGUCGGAAGUUCGCAAGUUCGGCCUGAUGUACCCCAGUCUCCACACGCUGGUCCUGGCCAACAACUGCCUGGAUUGUGUGGGCGACUCCCCGGAAAUGCUGCAGCGGCUUUUCCCGAACCUGCAGAGCAUCAACCUCAACAACUCAGGUCUUAGCAAGUGGAAGGAUAUUGAAAGAUUAAGUUUCUUCCCAAAGUUGCAAAACGUCAAAGCCAGGGGGAUUCCAUUGUUGCAGCGCUACACGAGCCAGGAGAGGCACAGCCUCCUUUUAGCACAGCUGCCUUCUGUUGUCAUGUUGAACGGGACUGAGGUGUUGGACGGAGAGCGAGAGGACGCUGAGAGGUUCUUUAUCAGGUUCUACCAGGACUGUCCGGAGAAAGAGCUUCCUGAGAGGUACCACAGCCUGGUGUCCAAGUACGGACAGCUGGCCCCGCUGGUGGAGGUGGACCUGCGCCCCCGAAGCACAAUGGUAGACGUUCGAUUCGGCGACAGGGUGGAGCCAGUCAGCCUCCGUCUGGAGCAGACGGUGGGCGACCUGAAGAAGCACCUGCGAGCCUUGCUGCAGCUGCCGACCAACGGCAUCCGGCUGUUCUACAUCAGCCCGGGAAUGUGCUCCGUUUUGGGACCCGAGGAGCUGAAGUGCGGCUGCCGCGCGCUCCACUCCUACGGCAUCCAGGACGGGGACGAGAUCCUCGUGGUCCUCAAAGUGAAAAACCGCUGCAGCUCCUCCAAUAUAAUGUUCAGGUCGGACUGCACGGUCGCCCUGCUCUAUGUCUUCAGCAUCUUCACUCACACAGAAGCUGGUUCUCAUGAUAUCCUGUACCCAUAUGGCCCAGCUCAUAGGGACCUAGAGACCCCCAAGAUGGACGAUGGGAGUUCCCCUGAAAUCACUUUACUCAUCCCCUUUGUCUUCUUCAACAUUCCAUACCGCUCCAUUUAUGUCAACAACAACGGUGUGAUUUCGUUCAACGUCCAGGUCAGCCAGUUCACACCUGAGGCUUUCCCUCUGAGCGACAGCCGGUCGUUCAUCGCCCCGCUUUGGGCCGACGUGCACAACGGCAUCCGCGGGGACGUGUUCUACAGAGAGUCCACCGAGCCGGAAAUUUUGGAAAGAGCAACACAUGAUGUUAGGAAGUACUUCAAAAAUAUGCCAGACUUCUCAGCCACCUGGACUUUCAUUUCAACCUGGCAUCAAGUCACCUUCUAUGGCGGCAGUCAGACAACCCCGGUGAACACAUUCCAAACUGUACUCAUCUCAGAUGGCGUGGCCUUCUUCAGUAUGUUCAACUAUGGUGAAAUCAUAUGGAGCACAGGGACAGCCAGUGGGGGCGAUCCUCUGACGGGACUCGGUGGUACCACGGCUCAGUCAGGCUUCAAUGGUGGAGAUGUUGGGCACUUCUUCAACCUCCCAGGGUCUCGGUCAAAUGACGUUGUCAACAUUGAGCAGACAACCAAUGUCAAUGUUCCGGGGCGCUGGUUCUUCCGUAUUGACACUGACCUCAUUGAUCCUGCCAACGGCUGCAGCUACAAUGGUCGCUAUUACAGGCGAGGAGAAAUCUUCUGGCUCUCUGACCAGUGCUCACAGCGAUGCCGCUGUCUUGACAUAGACAAUGAGGUCCAUUGCCUGGAGGCCCCUUGUGGCCAGUUGGAGACCUGUGAGCAGCACGACGGGGCCUUUUACUGCCAGCCAACUCGCACAAGCACUUGCGUCGUAUUCGGUGACCCUCACUACCACACCUUCGAUGGCUUCCUCUAUCACUUCCAAGGCACUUGCUCGUACCUGCUUGCCCGACCCUGCUGGGAGGUGGCGGGACUUCCUUUCUUCAGCGUGGAGGCCAAAAACGAGAACCGUGGAGCUGCUUCUGUUUCUUGGCUUCGGGAUGUGACCGUGGAAGUAUACGGCCACAGAGUCAUGUUGCCCAAGGGCGGAUUUGGGACAGUCAAGGUGGACGGACUGUUGAAGACAUUACCAAUCCAACUUCAGCUUGGUGCCAUCAGAGUUUACCAGUCUGGAGUGGCUGUUGCUCUUGAAACAGACUUCGGCUUGUUGGUGACAUAUGAUGGCCAACACUACGCGUCCAUCUCGCUCCCCAGCUCCUACUUCAACAACACAUGUGGCCUUUGUGGCAACUACAACGACGACCCCGCUGAUGACCCCGUCCUUCCUGACGGAUCUUUAGCUGAGAGCGUGGUGGAAUUGGGCGGUAGCUGGAGGGCGGAUGACCCGGACUGGAGGUGCACGGAUGGUUGCAUCCAGAACUGCAGCGUUUGUGAUCCACAAAUCGAAGCCUUUUACUUUCGCCCCGACUACUGCGGGCUCAUCAACAAAACAGACGGACCGUUUCGAGACUGCAGGGCCGUGGUGGACCCCACAACCUUUGUUUACAGCUGUGUUUAUGAUAUGUGUAGCAACAGGGACAAUAUCACCACACUCUGCCAGGCCAUCCAAGCGUACGCCCUGGCGUGCCAGGCGCUGGGUGUCACAAUCCGACCUUGGAGAUCUCGAAACUUUUGUGUUUCAGCUUUGUCUUGCCCCGAGUUCAGCACUUACCAGGUUUGCACCAGCGCCUGUCCAGCCUCCUGCUCGGACCUGACUGCCCCCUUGUACUGCGCUCAUCCUUGCACUGAGGGUUGCCAGUGCGAUCCAGGCUUUAUUCUCAGUGGCAGCCGCUGUGUUCAGCGUAACGACUGCGGGUGCGAGCACAACGGCCUCUACUACCCUCUUAACGCCACUUUUUGGGUCGGCCCCAGUGGUGAAGAAGGCGAAUGCACUCUGCGUUGCACCUGUGGACCUGCUGGAGAAGUCUCCUGCUUUAAUGAGUCUUGUAAGGAGGGUGAGGUGUGUGUCGCAGAGGUGGGCCUGCUGGGUUGCUACCCUCGAAGGGAGGGAGUGUGUUCGGUCACGCAGAAUUCCGUGACCGCGUCCUUUGAUGGAGCAUUCCUGCUCUUCCCAGAUGACAGCUCCUACUACUUGCUAAAGCUAUGCGGCCCUGUCCCAGCUAAUGGCUCAGUCGUGGAAGUUAAAAUAGGCAGACGGCUGGUAAAUAAAGGACCCAGUUGGAAAAGACCAGUGGUCGUUUCAGUGGCUAACCUCGAGGCUCAGGUUGGGGGUCUCGAUUUUGACACAAUAAAGGUAAAUGGUGAGCCAGUGGUUCUUCCUUAUGUUCAUCCAAUGGAGUUGAUGAUGAUCUACAAGGCACCUGGUAACGCCACUGUGGUGGAGUCCCGUGGUCUGAUCCGAGUCCACUACACGCGCCAAGGGUUCCUCAACAUCUCCCUUUCAACAAUCUUCUACAACGUCACUUGUGGAUUAUGCGGCGUCUUCAAUGGCAACGCCAGCGAUGACUACCGUCUCCCUAGCGGACGUUUGGCGGAAUCUACCGAGCAGUUCACCGACGGCUGGCGCUCCAUCGCGGACGACCUCACCUGUAAUGGAGACUGCGAUGACUUGUACAGAAUGUGCACCGACCUGCGGCUCUACCAGAGCCCUUGGAUGUGUGGGAACAUCAACGACCCUGGGAACAGUUCCUUUUUGGCAUGUCACACCGUCGUCAACCCUUCGCCUUUCUUCCGGAACUGCUUGUACAACAUGUGCGUGAAGGAUGGAAACCGUUCGGCGCUCUGCUCUUCUUUGCAUGCUUAUGCCACUGCCUGUCAGGAUGCACAAAUAGGCCUCACUUCCUGGAGGAGUGCCACCAACUGCCCUCUUCCAUGCCCUGAGAACAGCCACUUCGACGAGUGCACCACUGCAUGCCCUCUGACCUGCUCUAAUUUGGAUGAGCCGGAGGCACCGUGUCCCCUCCCAUGCCAGGAGGGAUGUCAAUGCGAGGAUGGGUUUGCGUUGCGCGACGGACUCUGCAUAUCACGCAGCGAUUGUGGCUGCACAAGCCAGGGUCGCCUCCUUGCGACCAAUCAGACCUUCUGGACCGACUGGGAAUGCACGGAGCGCUGCUACUGCAAUGGGUCUGACAACAGUGUGUACUGUCAGCUUGUGCCUUGCCAACCUGAGGAGUACUGCCAGGAGGUGGAUGGCCUGUAUUUCUGCCAGCCACGGACCGAGGCUCUAUGUGUGGCAGCUGGUUAUGGACACUUUCUACCAUUUGGUAGUGUUCCAUUUGAGCUGCAGAGCUCGUGCACUCUGAGGAUGGCCACCACUGACUGUGGAAGAGGAAGCUGGAAUGCUGCUGUUAACAACGGAGUUUUCCCUCAGUUUAAAUUGGCGGCUCGUAAUGAGGAGAGGGACACGGGUCAGGCCAUAUGGGUGAGGGGCUUUGUGCUGGAGGUGUACGAGUAUGAAAUUGAAGUGUCGCGGAGCUACAAAAACACAGUCACGGUAAACAAGGAGCGUUUGCACGUCCCUCUCAAGCUGGGUUCUGGAAAAGUCAACAUCUUUUCUUCUGGAAUGCAGCUCAUCCUGGAGACAGACUUUGGACUCAAGGUGGCGUUUGACUGGAACACUCUUCUCCUCUUGACUUUACCCCGAGACCUCUAUAACAUGUCCUGUGGCCUCUGCCAAGGUCUGCCGUUGUCCACAUCCACUAUCACCCCCACUGAGUGGGGAAUGGCCUGGGCUGAGAGGGACACCUUCUGCCAAGUGGGGUGUGGUGACUCCUGUCCAAGAUGUGGUCUUGGUGACAAAAGUCCUGAAGCUGUGAGGCUGUGCGGGCUCCUCGUGGACCGAGGAGGUGUGUUUGCCCGCUGUCACAGCAAGGUGGCUCCAGCGUUCUUUUAUCAAAGCUGCCUGCAGGACACUUGUUUAGACCAAGGAGCUCAAGAUACAAUCUGCAAUUGGCUGCAGAUCUAUGCAAGCACCUGCCAGACCCAAGGCGUCCCUGUCACGGGCUGGAAAAGUGAUACACCAUGUGUCCAGAAGUGCCCACCAAACAGCCGUUACUCCAGUUGCAUUCCAGUUUGCGCGCCCCAGUGCGCCCCCACCCGUGGCCAGAGGGACUGCAGUGGGGACUGCGUGGAGGGCUGCCAGUGUGACCCCGGCUACGUCCUCAAUGGCAAAAGCUGCAUCCUAGCUCAGAACUGCGGCUGCUACACAGAUGGCAAGUACUACGAGCCCAAACAGCUCUUCUGGAACAGUGACUGCUCUAAGCGUUGCCAGUGUAUUGGGCGCAACUUGAUUCAGUGUGACCCAAGGCGCUGCAAGGCUGAAGAAGAGUGCACCCUGCGUUACGGGGUACGGGGGUGCUUCCUUCGACGGACACAGCAUUGCGUGGCAUCGGGAGGCGGGGUGUUCCGAACGUUCGAUGGGGCGUCUCUGCGACUCCCAGCCUCCUGCUCUUUUGUUUUGUCCACCAACUGUCACAAACUUCCCGACCUGUCCUUCCAGCUCAUUGCGAACUUUGAUAAAUGGAGCACCCCCAACCUCACCACCAUCUCUCAUGUGUACCUGUACAUCAAUGAGGAGAACAUACUCAUCUCUGGCAGCACUGUCAAGGUCAAUGGUACUCCAGUGUCGGUACCGAUAGUAACCGGACUGAUGACGCGUUUAUCGACAUCUGAAGGCUUCAUUGUCAUCGACACCCAACAAGACAUUCAGGUGCGAUACAACCGCUUCAACACGCUGAGCAUCACAAUGGGCCAGCGGCUCCAGAACAAGGUGUGCGGCCUGUGUGGCAACUUCAAUGGCGACCCCAGCGAUGACUACAUAACCUCCAGAGGCAAACCAGCUGUUAGUGCCCUUGAGUUGGCCCAGAGCUGGAAGACCAACGGCAUGCAGAACAGUUGUGAUGAGACUCAGUACGUGGCUCUGGCCCAGUCCUGUGAAAACACUGCAGUUCUGGCCCUGCAGAACGAAGACGCAUGCCAAAAACUGACCCAUUUGAAGGGAUUCUUUCAACCAUGCCACGGUUUGUUGGACCCCCACCCUUUCUACCAGUCCUGCUACCUGGAUGGCUGCUACAACCACCAAAAGGCACAAGUGUGCGGUUCUCUGGCAGCUUAUGCUGAGGCCUGUCGCUCCAUGGGCACCCUAUCGACGAAAUGGAUCACCCAGGAGAACUGCUCAGAAUGGAUCUACGACCCUUGUGCUGGAGAGAUCUGCACAAACUUCACAUGUGAGCUGGAAAGUGACGGAGACCUGUGCGGCUGCCCAGAGCUGCCCACGAACACUGGAGGCGAUGAUGACAUCAUACAGGCUGAGGUGACGUGUAAGCACGCCAAGAUGGAGGUUUCCAUCUCCAAGUGUAAGCUCUUUCAGUUGGGCUUUGAGCGCGAAGAUGUCCGGGUUAAUGACGAGCAUUGUCCCGGCAUUGAGGGAGAGGACUUCAUCUCGUUCCACAUCAACAACACUAAAGGACACUGUGGCUCCAUUGUCCAGUCGAACGGCACCCACAUUAUGUACAAAAACACAGUUUGGAUAGAAAGUGUCAACAACACCGGCAACGUCAUCACAAGAGACAAAACCAUCAACGUUGAAUUCUCCUGCGCCUACGAACUGGACCUCAAGAUCUCGCUGGAGACGGUGUUGAAACCCAUGCUCAGCGUGAUCAACCUUACGCUUCCAACCCAAGAGGGGAACUUCAUCACCAAGAUGGCGCUCUAUAAGAACUCCUCAUACCGGCAUCCUUACAGGGAGGGCGAGGUGGUGCUCAGCACCAGAGACGUACUGUUUGUCGGUGUCUUUGUCGAGGGAGCGGACGAGAACCAGCUCAUCCUCAUAGUGAACAUGUGCUGGGCCACGCCUUCCCGCUACAGCAGUGAUCGACUCAGAUACAUCAUCAUAGAGAGAGGGUGCCCGAACGUUAAGGACAACACGAUUGGAAUGGCGGAAAAUGGAGUCUCACUCACUUGCCGCUUCCAUGUCACGGUCUUUAAAUUCAUCGGUGAUUACGAUGAAGUCCACCUCCACUGCGACGUGUCACUGUGCGACUCGGACACCAAUGCCUGCAAAGUGAACUGUCCACAUAAAAGGAGAAUGUACUCGGAGGACAGCAGCCAUAAGGAACACAUACUGUCAGUGGGGCCAAUAAGAAGAAGAGAGUCGGACUGGUGUGAGGAAGACAAUGGCGGCUGCGAACAGAUCUGUACAAGCCGAACCAGCGGUCCGGUCUGCAGCUGUGUAACCGGGAUGCUGCAACAAGACCGGAAAAGCUGCCGAGUUCUGAGCUCAAGUUGUUCUCCAUCACCUGUGGUUCCACUGCUGAGCUUCGUGCCUGUAGUGUCAACAAUCCUGGCUGGACAGUCCUAACACACCAGACAAUUCACAUGAAAGGACUUGAAUGUGGCUUUACUGUCUUCAGAGGCUUAGACAAUAGACUUCCUCAUUCAGAAUACAUAUGAAAUAAGCAGGUAAGCAAGUGGUUUUACGAAGUAGCAAAUUCUUCCUCAUCCCUAUUGACACAACUGGAACGUUGUGUUGUCUGAAACAUCCACCAUGUUGAGUUUAGUUUCCCCUCUUCACCACAGCCCUGAGCUCCUCCAUCUUCUUUGAUUUUAGCUUAUUUCCAUGCUCCACUGAGAUUUAACAAAACUGCAGUUAUCACUUUUUACAUACCUGAUGAAAAGACGGCGUCAUCGGGCGGCAGAAGAUCUUCCUUACGUAAGCGGAGACUCGGAAGAGAGGAAUGCAAAUGUUGGGAGCGUUCGAUGUAAAGCACUGGCUUAGAUUUCUCUGUGGUUUUGAGGUGUAUGUAUUUAUGAGCAAGGUGGGAAAACAUUUUUCCAAAUUAUUCAAAAACAGUUCUUAGGUUUCGUGUUUGUUACUGUAGCUAGAACUAAAAGAGGCUUAUAAUUUAAACAUGAAGACCAAACCACGGGAUGAAAUGAUAUUUUCAGUCGAUAAACAAUUGUAAAAUUCUCA